AUGAGGUCCGUGUGCCUCAGGUUAUGCAGCAAGCUGUUGUACGUCAUGACUGAAGGCUGGAUAUCUAAGUCCUUCAUCUCGGAGAGGAUGGCAAGGGCAUCUUGGACCAUGCCAGUUUUGGAGUACACGAAUGCCAGCAUGUCCCAUACUGUAUGGCUUGAAGCCCAUCCCACGAAGUUCUCACGAAGGAGCUUGCAGAAUGAAAGCGCAUUUGAAAGCAGAAAAGGCAGAGUUACCUUCUUCUUCGAGCACCCGCUGAAGAUGGCACCGGAGUCCGCGCGAACGCUGCUUUCCGGCCAACAAAUGGGCGACGACGAACUUUGCGUUCCGCGUGUGGCGGAUGCCGAACACGUUCUGUAG
This is a messenger RNA of Striga asiatica, 360 nucleotides long. The record is from the annotation of a GenBank genome assembly. NCBI's taxonomy places the organism in Eukaryota, Viridiplantae, Streptophyta, Magnoliopsida, Lamiales, Orobanchaceae.